Messenger RNA from Labrus bergylta (ballan wrasse), 2300 nucleotides. RefSeq names its product UTP4 small subunit processome component (gene utp4). Gene Ontology annotation, biological process: maturation of SSU-rRNA from tricistronic rRNA transcript (SSU-rRNA, 5.8S rRNA, LSU-rRNA). Lineage: Eukaryota; Metazoa; Chordata; Actinopteri; Labriformes; Labridae. Gene Ontology annotation, cellular component: small-subunit processome; 90S preribosome; t-UTP complex. Gene Ontology annotation, molecular function: protein binding; RNA binding. The record is from RefSeq and is a predicted model, not a curated record.
CGUUUCCGGUUCAUAGGUUCCCAACGUGGCUUCUGAUGUUUUCCAGCGUGUGGAGUUCACAGAUAAGAAAGUAAAGACACACCUCAGAGAACAACAGAGAAAAUGGGCGAGUUUAAGGUGCACCGUGUUCGGUUCUUCGACUACAUGCCCUGUGCUAUCAGCGCCAUGGCGUUUCACAGACACAGUGAGCGGCUGGCUGUGGCCCGGGCUGAUGGAGCUGUGGAGGUCUUCUGCUUCGCUGACAACUAUUUUCAAGAGAAGGUGAUUCCAGGACAGGACGGCAGGGCUGUUGAGGCUCUGUGUUGGGUGGGCCAGCGUCUGUUCAGUGCUGGUUUGAAUGGAGAGAUCACAGAGUAUGACCUGGAGAACCUGAGGCCCAGGUACACAGUGGAGGCCUACGGAGGACCAAUCUGGACCAUCAGCAGCAACAGCCAGGGGACUCUGCUGGCGGUGGGUUGUGACGAUGGGACUGUGAAGAUGUUUGAAAUACUGGAGGAGAGAAUUCAGUUUCAAAGAAACCUGGACAGGCAGAAAGGUCGUAUUAUAUCUCUCUCCUGGCAUCCCUCUGGUACACUGAUCGCUGCAGGCAUGAUGGACAUGAUCAGAAUUUUUGACGCUGAAACAGGCCACGCCACACACAGGCUGCUGGUGGAGAGGGGCGUCGGAGCAUCCAAGAGCAAAGAGGUGGUGGUAUGGAGCAUUGUGUUCCUGUCUGACCACACCAUCAUUAGCGGCGACUCUGCAGGAAAGGUCCAGAUCUGGGACGGAUUCACAGGGACUCUGGUCAGAACGCACCUUGUCACCAAGUGGGAUGUUCUGGCUCUGUCUGUUUCACAGGAUGAGAGCAGUCUGGUAGCAGGGACAUCAGAGGGAACCGUCGUCCAGUUUCAGUUCCUUUCCUCCACUGUGGACCAGCAGGAUAAAGAGUGGAUCAGAACAAGGACCUUCAAAAACCACUCACAUGAUGUGAGGGCGCUCGUCCACACAGACACUGCAGUGGUGUCUGGAGGUAUGGACACCCAGCUGGUCGUGCGACCCCUGCUGGACAAGGUGGAGAAGAAAACUCAGGAGUCAGCUCUGCGCAAAAUAGCAUUCCCACACAGAAAUCUGGUGUGCUGUGCAAAAAAAGCAGGACUGCUGCUCUUCCAGUUCCCCGACCAUUUAGAGGUGUGGAGAGUCGGGGAGAGCGAUGGACACGGAAAGCCUGGUGACAGUCUGCUUGUGAAGAGGAAGCCAGAGAAACUGAUCCAGCUGAAGACGAAGGGGGAGGAUCACAUCUGCUGCAGUGCUUUGUCUCCAUGUGGAGGCUGGCUGGCUUACUCUACAGUCUCCAGUGUCCGUCUGUACAGAUUACAGUACAACAACAACAUCAGUAUCACAAAGGUCUCCAGACUACCUAAAGAGCUUCGCUGGGCUCAUCAGCUCUGCUUCUCCUCAGACUCCUCCAAGCUCUUUGCCUCCUCCACUCACUCUACUGUCAUUGUUGUAGCCCUAAACCAGCUGGAGUGCAAAUACCUUCAAACCCUCAAACCCAAGUCAGGCUCCAGACAGCCGGUCCACCUGCUGUUUGCCAGUGAAGAUGGGAAGUGGCUCGCGUCAGCAAACACAGACUGUGAGGUUCACGUCUACAACCUUCAAAAGCUAAAGCUUCAUUGUACAGUUCCAGUGUACAACUCCUGCCCCACCGCCGUAGCCAUCAACCCAGCCACAAGCAACCUGGUGGUGGCGCAUGCUGACCAGCAGAUCUUUGAGUACUCCCUGGUGCAGAAGGAGUACACAGAGUGGAGCCGGAAGCUGCAGAAACAAGGACUGCACUCCCUGUGGCUGGAGAGGGACACACUCAUCACAAACAUCACCUUCAAUCCUAAAAACCCGGCUCACAUCAUCCUGCACGACAUGUUCAUGUUCUGCAUCGUUGAUCAAAGUCUGCCACUUCCUGAAGCGAAGGCUAUCCUCUACAAUCAGAUGACACUGAGGAGUCUUCCUGAGCCAGAGAGGAUACGACACAGCCAUGCCUUUAAGAUAUGCAAGAAUUUUCAGCACCUCCUGUGUGUGACUUUACUGGAGGACCACUCUCUUGUUGUGGUGGAACGCCCCCUGCUGGAGAUAAUGUCUCAGCUGCCUGCACCUGUCCGGCAGAAGAAGUUUGCUACAUAAGUGAACUGUCAGAGAACAAUGGAUCAUUUUCAUAAAUCACUGUAACCUCCACAUCUGAACUCAUUUUUAACAAAUGUCAAUGUGUCUCCACUUUGUAAAAAAAAAAAAAAAAGCCUUGAUUAAAAAAAGAAGAAAUAAAUAGA